CUAGCCACAAAGGUUGGGCUAGGGGAAAGGAAGAGGGGAGACGGGGGCUUGGAGUCUGCAGUGGCGGUCCCGGUGAGGGGAGGUGGGUGCUGCGGUGCAGCCUCUGGCUCAGCAGCCCCCCUCGUCAGCCUCCAGCCCGAGGGGAGGAGAAUUAAGGCUGCUCCAUAAUGGAUGGAGGAGAAGGUGUUGCCAACCCUGUGAUUAACAAAAGGUUUGUGACUGAAGCAGAGCUCGAAGAGCGGCGCAAGAGGAGGCAAGAAGAAUGGGAGAAGGUUCGAAAGCCAGAGGACCCUGAAGAGUGUCCCGAAGAAGUGUAUGACCCCAGGUCGCUCUAUGAGAGACUUCAGGAACAGAAAGAUAAGAAGCAGCAGGAGUUUGAAGAGCAAUUCAAAUUCAAAAAUAUGGUCAGAGGCCUAGACGAAGAUGAGACCAAGUUCCUCGGUGAGGUUUCCCGGCAACAAGCCCUCAUAGAAAAGCAGCGUCGAGAAGAAGAUCUGAAAGAACUGAACGAAUACAGAAGCGCUUUGUCAAAGGUUGGGGGGAGUGCUGACUUGAAAAAAGAGGCCGAGAAAAAACUAUUGGUGAAAUCUUUGGAAAACAAGAGCAAGUUCUCUCAGGCGAAGCUGUUAGCAGGUGCUGUGAAACACAGAAGUUCAGAAGGUGCCAACAGUGUGAAAAGGUUGAAGCUCGAUCCUGAUCCCGAGCCGGACGAGUCUCCAGAAAAGCCCUCUUGUAUUCCUCUGGGAAGCAGCUCCUCAAGCGACCCUAUGCUUCACUGCCCUUCAGCUGCCGUGUGCAUUGGGAUCCUGCCCGGCCUCGGGGCCUACUCAGGAAGCAGCGAUUCCGAAUCCAGCUCGGACAGCGAAGGCACCAUCAACUCGGCCGGCAAGAUAGUCUCCUCAGUAUUUCGAGGCAGCAGCAGCUUCUUCGACGGCCCGUUGUAGGAUUCGUCCCGACUCAUUCGAUGCUUGUACGGGAAGGCUCUUCCUCCCGCUUCGUUCCUUCAUCCUGGUCAUCUUCAAGCACUCGGCAUCAUCCAUCUCCUGUUUUUCAGAUAAUACCAAAAGGCGUACUGAAGCUGUCUUCUGUGGGUGUCUCUUUCUUCCUUUAAGACUGCCUUUGGUUUGGGGGAGAAGUAUUGUUUUUAUUGUGUAACUGAGAAGAAGUGGAUUGCCACAACGCUGUAGCAGAGUUUUAGUGUUGCCUAUGAUUAAAGAAAUCCCAAAUACA
Messenger RNA from Eublepharis macularius, 1230 nucleotides. It is a transcript of the gene PSME3IP1, whose product is annotated as proteasome activator subunit 3 interacting protein 1. The coding region runs from base 168 to 944 and encodes 258 amino acids. The record is from RefSeq and is a predicted model, not a curated record. Gene Ontology annotation, cellular component: nucleus. The transcript has 7 exons. Lineage: Eukaryota; Metazoa; Chordata; Lepidosauria; Squamata; Eublepharidae.